AUGGCUGUAUUUGCGGAACUAUUACAGCUUUCAUCAUCCAUCAUUUUUGCAGCUUUACUCGUGAUUUCUUUAAUGACACUUAAUUUGUUGCGUACGAAGAACGUGAAAUACCCACCGAUUAUCAAAGGAUGGAUUCCUUGGCUCGGAUGUGCAAUCGAGUUUGGAAAAGCACCGCUGACUUUCAUCAAAGAAUCCAGCGAAAAGCAUGGCGAGGUCUUCACAUUUUACGCAAUUGGUCAGCGAAUGACAUUUUUGACUGAUGUCCGAGAUUUCCAUUUAUUUUUUAACUCUCCUCAAGCAGACUUUCAGCGAGCCGUCGAAGAUGCAGUGAAGAACACGGCGGGAAUCAACAGGGUGGAUUUCUUUACUAAUCAUCGUAGAAUUCAUGAUUUAGUCAAAGGAAGGCUGUCCUCUUCUAACUUGAGCAAAUUAACUCCAAAAGUUGGUCGGAAACUAGAAGAAUAUGCAGCAAGUGGUAAGUUUUCAACAGAGCUCUGUGAUGCAACUCGUUCAUGUCUUGCAGGGUCGUUGGCGAAACUUUCUCUGGAAGAAGUUAAGAAACUGCGCAAGGUGGAGCACUGUAUUUUGGAAGCCAUUCGCCUGCGUCCAGCAGGAAUGAUUGCUCGCAAACUUACAGGACCCAUGCAAGUUCGUGAAUUUACAAUUCCAGCAGGUGAUAUGCUUAUGAUUUCACCUUAUUGGGCGCAUCAAAACGAAGCCAUCUAUCCUGAUGCAAGAUCCUACGUUCCAGAACGCUGGAAUCAGACUGUAGGCUCAGAUAAAUCUGCCCCCUCUGACAAAUUCUUUGCGUUUGGCGGCGGUCGCUUUCAGUGUCCAGGUCGUCGGUUUGCCAUGAUGGAAAUACAAAUGUUUAUAUCUCUUCUUCUUUGUAGUUUUGACCUAGAGUUAGUGAAGGAAGAGGUUCCUUUGCCGUCUCCGCGACAUGUCGUGGGCGUUCCGCACCCUUUAUCGCCAUGUUACGUGAAGAUGCACAAGAGAGUUAGAACUGUUUGAUAACUAUUCAUGGACAGUUUAUUGUUUAUAGGAAAGAAACAAAACAUUUCUUUUCGCGAAAGUUCGUGGUUUUGUAUGCUCCAACUGACCCAGACUUUAUAAGCGAAAAACUUAAUUUUUUUAACGUAUUUAUAUCAAUUCAUCCUGUUUUUACACCCAGACCAGUGUCAAAAGUGUUUGUUUCAUGCAUAUUUUUUGUCGUCGUUUUGUUUUUCAUCGGGCUGGGACGGGUAAGGGUAGGGGAACCUUCUCUUGGUGUCUGGGGGCAUUACAUUUUCCCCUCCAGUGAAAUAGCUUGUUUCGCCUUAAGCCUAAUUAACAACGACUUCAGGACAAUAUACAAAGUGUGACUAGAAAGUCUCCCGUUUGGAAGGUUGAAAACAGGCGCGUUACUUGUCAUAGGACUUACAUAAAAUGACAUUUUAAUGAAAAUAUUCUUAUAACUCUUUUACCGAAAACGCUCUAGUAUGUGCCAUGUCGAGAGCUUCAAGUUUCUAGUAAACUAGAUCUUACCUCUCCCAAUUUCCCCAAAUGAAAACGCUCCCGUAAAAGCUCGUGGGCAAAAUGAUACUGCGAUAAAAAUGUUUUGCGGUUGUUCAAAUCCUUUUAUUUUGAAACGAUAAUUGUUAAAGCUGUAAAGCUUGUGGGGUCGUUUAUUUAAAGAUCUAGUGUGUCAAUGGACUCACGAAAGGUUACGAUUUGCCCAAAACCUAAGAUGUACAGCAAUUUCGAGAAGGGUAAAGUUUACUAACUUUCAUGCAAAUUACAGUAUUUCGAGGGAUUAACUUAAUAGGUGUUAUGUGUGAAUAAAAUCUUCUGAUCUGAAAGUACAUGUGGAUGUAAUGCUACUUUGAAAGUAAUGACUAAAUAUUAUGACUAAAUAUCGUAGGGAAGGUUUAAAAUAAAUCUUACUGCUCUGCAAUGGGGCCAUUUCA
Messenger RNA from Pocillopora damicornis (cauliflower coral), 1949 nucleotides. Its product is annotated as 24-hydroxycholesterol 7-alpha-hydroxylase. The record is from RefSeq and is a predicted model, not a curated record. Gene Ontology annotation, molecular function: oxidoreductase activity, acting on paired donors, with incorporation or reduction of molecular oxygen; iron ion binding; steroid hydroxylase activity. NCBI's taxonomy places the organism in Eukaryota, Metazoa, Cnidaria, Anthozoa, Scleractinia, Pocilloporidae.